AUGGAAAUGGACACCUCCCCGCCGGGAACCGAGCAGCAGGAGGCCGCGGAGGCGUCCGGCAGCAGCGCCCCCCAGCAGGCCUCUUCAGUGACAGCGCUGGCGCCGUCUCCGGCGCCCUCUCUGGAGUGUCUGUCGCCCUCUCCCGGUCCAAGCUGGGUGGACGACGCGCUGAUGAAGAAGCUGCAGGCCGUCAACGAGAGGCUCCUGGUGCUCCUCAGUCAGUCCAAGACUAUCCAGGAGACCGUCAAGAGGAGGUCCUAUAGAGACAAGGAUCUUGUGACGAGGGCCGCCCGGAAGCUGCUCAGCAACUCUCUAACCUUCUUUAACAGCGUGGAGUCCUCAGCCAGGAACACCACGUCCCAGCACCUGCCCGUGGAGAUCUGCUCCAAGUGCAGAGUGGUGUCACAAAACCUGAAAAAACAUCACGCUUCCACUGGACCGUGUUUGUGUCUUUGUGUGCAGCUUUUGAAGUUCUCUCAGCAGCUGUGUGACAGCAUGGAGCAGCUGCUGCUGACCUGCGCCGACGAAAACCUGUUCAGUGUGGAUGAGAGCGACCCGCUGGGGUUGUCUCACUUCUGCAUCGGCAGCAGUCAGCUAGGCCAGCUGAGGGUCACCUCCUUCCGCUACUGCAAGCUGUCGCCGUACUCGACCCAGAUGAACACGGGGUUGUUCAAACGCAUGCGCUGGAACGUGGAAAGACUUCGAGAACAGCAGAGGAAAGCGGAGAGUGAAGAGCAGAAGAAGGAGGAGGGUGAGCAGCAGCAGCAGGUGAAGCGCCAGCCUCUGUACUUCCUGUGUUACGAGGAUGUGAUCGAAGAAGAAGGGAUAGUAGAAUCCAAGGGGAACGCGGCGGGGCAGUGGUCCAUCGGACGGUGGGGGCAGGUGCUCCCGGACCCCGACGCGGAGACUACGUUUUACUGGAUCUUGUGUGGCGUCUCUCUGGGACAGUACGUCAAACUGGUGGAUCUGGGCCGAGAUGAGCCGUCCAGCUCCAGCGCCACCGACUACAUGCAUCAACUGCUGCUGUCACAGACCCAGCACCAGUAG
Salarias fasciatus (jewelled blenny) is the source of this 1047-nucleotide messenger RNA. RefSeq names its product chromosome 6 C19orf67 homolog (gene c6h19orf67). Lineage: Eukaryota; Metazoa; Chordata; Actinopteri; Blenniiformes; Blenniidae. The record is from RefSeq and is a predicted model, not a curated record. The transcript is spliced from 10 exons. The coding region runs from base 1 to 1047 and encodes 348 amino acids.